Messenger RNA from Penaeus monodon (black tiger shrimp), 611 nucleotides. RefSeq names its product pro-resilin-like. The coding region runs from base 58 to 504 and encodes 148 amino acids. Lineage: Eukaryota; Metazoa; Arthropoda; Malacostraca; Decapoda; Penaeidae. Gene Ontology annotation, cellular component: extracellular matrix. The record is from RefSeq and is a predicted model, not a curated record. The transcript has 3 exons.
AAGCCGCAAGCAACCUCUGUAUGAUACCAUUCUCUCUCUUCUUCCAAGACAUAGACAAUGUCUGUCAAGGUUGUUGUAUUUGUUGCCUUAGUGGCAGGUGCUCUUGCUGACUCCAGCCCCAGAUACAGUCCUCCUACUCCUUCCUACAAUCCUCCUGCACCUACAUACAACGCCCCUGCACCCGCUCCUUCGGGACCUGCACAGUACGACUUCAACUAUGCCGUGAAGGACGACUACUCUGGAAACGACUUCGGUCAUCAAGAAAGCCGAAAUGGAUACGACACUCAGGGUACUUACUACGUCCAGCUUCCCGAUGGUCGUCUGCAGACGGUGACUUACACCGUGAACGGCGACUCUGGUUACGUAGCUGAAGUUUCUUACCAAGGAGAAGCCCAGUACCCAGCCCAGCAGCCUUCUAGAUCUUACCAACCAGCUCCUUCUCCAUCCUACCAGCCAGCUCCCGCCCCGUCCUAUGAGCCCGCUCCUACCCCUGCCUACGGAUAACUUUAUAUAUAUAUAUAUAUAUAUAUAUAUAUAUAUAUAUAUAUAUAUAUAAUCUUUUAUAUCAGAUCUAUUAUAGCUUAACAAUAUGUAUAUGUAAAUAAACUAUU